Rhipicephalus sanguineus (brown dog tick) is the source of this 1402-nucleotide messenger RNA. Its product is annotated as cytochrome P450 1A4. The record is from RefSeq and is a predicted model, not a curated record. Gene Ontology annotation, molecular function: heme binding; oxidoreductase activity, acting on paired donors, with incorporation or reduction of molecular oxygen; monooxygenase activity. Lineage: Eukaryota; Metazoa; Arthropoda; Arachnida; Ixodida; Ixodidae. The coding region runs from base 17 to 1330 and encodes 437 amino acids. The transcript has 8 exons.
UUCCAAAGCUACCGGAAUGACAAAAACGUACGGUGAUGUGUUCACUCUGUGGAUGGCCCACAAUCCCAUGGUGAUCCUGAACGGUCAGGCUGUCAUUUGGGAAGCGUUGCUGGAGCGGAGACACGAGUUCGCCGGACGCUUCCAGACCAAAAUGGGGGAAAUACAGACUCGGGGAAACCAUGACAUCUUUUUCGAAGACUACAACCCACGAUGGAAGGCACUCAGGAAGGUCGCUCUUCUGGCUGUUAGGAAGUACGCCGUGAGCGAUUCCUUGGAAAAGCUAUGCGCAGACGUUGUAGACGCCUACGUAGACUCCUUGCCUAACGGGCCUCAGGUCAUCGACUCGAGAAAGCCGUUCUUCUACUUGCUCUACAACGUGGUAGGGGUAUCCGUCUACGGCACAGAUUUGAGCGAAGAGGACAAGGAGAUCCGGCGCCUGGAAGCGAUCGCCACUCAAUUCCUUGAGAUCGCACCCAAUGGACUGCCGAGCGACAUCGCUCCCUGGUUGGCAUUCCUGUAUCGCAGACGGGAGAAAAGGGUCGAAAGUCUGUUUGCAGAGUUCAGGGUGAUCGUUGACAGGCUUUUCACCAAGGCUGAAGCCACCUACGUCCCAGGCAGUACCGAGAACUUCACGCACGCCAUAAUUGGUGCUAGGGAAGAAGCUAUCCGGGAGGAGAAAGAAGACGUUGAAUACCUAACCAAAGAAAAUAUGGUGCAGGUUGUUAUGGAUAUCUUUGGAGCUGGGACUGACACUUCGGCUGUAAAACUUCAGUGGCUGUUUCUAAUGAUGGCCAAGGAACCGAGCAUACAAGAAAAAAUCCAAAAAGAAAUCGACGACACCAUCGGGAACACGCCACCAGUUUACAAGGAUAGAGCCGGACUUCCCUAUACUGUAGCAUGCCUGCUGGAAGCACUUCGAUUCAGGCCCAUAGCUCCACUCGGUCUACCUCACAAGACGUGCACGGAGACCACAGUUGGAGACGUGGUCAUACCGAAGGACACUGGAAUACUUUACAACAUAUACGGCGUAAACCACGACCCCAAAUUGUGGGAGCAGCCGGAAGAAUUCAGGCCCGAGCGUUUCUUGGAUACGGCCACGGGAAAAGUGCGCCAGGACAAGGGCCCUCUGAUAACCUUCGGUGUGGGACCCCGGAAAUGUCCAGGAGAGAAGCUGGCGCACGUGCAAAUGUUCUACGUCCUCGUGCGGCUCAUGCAGCGACUAAGUUGCAGCGCAUCAGGGAAGCCUUCGGAUGUGAACUUAAACGGCAGUGGCUCCAGCAUGCUUCUCUUGGCCGAAAAGCAGAACAUUGUGCUCACGAGACGGAACUAGGCUUUGGUUCAGCCCGUGGCCCUGUUUUUAUUAUUUUUUUUUCAUAACGGCAUAAAGUAUACCAAACUUGUG